This is a messenger RNA of Drosophila navojoa, 517 nucleotides long. RefSeq names its product Casein kinase Ialpha (gene CkIalpha). Gene Ontology annotation, biological process: protein phosphorylation. The record is from RefSeq and is a predicted model, not a curated record. NCBI's taxonomy places the organism in Eukaryota, Metazoa, Arthropoda, Insecta, Diptera, Drosophilidae. Gene Ontology annotation, molecular function: ATP binding; protein kinase activity.
ACGACAUGGAGUCGCUUGGCUAUGUGAUGAUGUACUUCAAUCGGGGCGUACUGCCCUGGCAGGGCAUGAAGGCCAACAAUAAACAGCAGAAAUAUGAUAAAAUCUCUGAGAAGAAAAUGUCCACGCCCAUCGAGGUGCUCUGCAAGGGCUCACCGGCCGAGUUCUCCAUGUACUUGAACUAUUGUCGUAGCUUGCGUUUCGAUGAACAGCCCGACUACAUGUACCUACGUCAAUUGUUCCGCAUUUUGUUCCGAACGCUGAACCAUCAGUAUGACUACAUCUAUGACUGGACAAUGCUGAAGCAGAAGACCCAUCAGGGUCAGCCGAAUCCCGCCCUGAUGCUGGAACAGUUGGAGACGCGCAACGAUCGCGAUAAGGAGAAAGAGAAACCGAACUGCAAACCUCCCAUCACCGAGUAAUUCAGCUGAAAGGCAGUUAAAUAAUAAUAAUAAUAAUAAUAAUAAUAAUAAUGCAAAAUACAAAUACAAAUGAAGCAAAUAAUUGGGUGGCAAGCGUU